Molecule: messenger RNA, 2074 nt
Organism: Photinus pyralis (common eastern firefly)
Lineage: Eukaryota; Metazoa; Arthropoda; Insecta; Coleoptera; Lampyridae
Product: WD repeat-containing protein 13-like
Exons: 8
Coding region: 68-1426 (452 amino acids)
Cellular component (GO): nucleus
Molecular function (GO): protein binding; promoter-specific chromatin binding
Source: RefSeq, a predicted model, not a curated record
UUGUGCUAUACCUGGAACAGGUAGCCCCAAGAGGACACUGUGCAGGUAGAAUGAAUCUAUAUUAAAAAUGGCAAGGCCACUACAGCAACAGGCUUUCGCCUUAGAUGCCCGUUUCAACGCCCAUCGGGCACCUAGCAAUCCGAACUUUAGAACCCUUUACAUUCGACGGCGAAGUCAACUGCUGCGAGACACCGAGCGAAAUCCCGAAAGCUGGAAACAGUACUUACGUGUACGAACCCAGCUAUUGCAACAAAGGUAUGGGUGCUCUCUCGAACCCGGUACUACCUCGACUGCCCUCUCAAGAACAGUUAGCAAGGCGAGCAUUCAGAGCGAAGUUUCCCCUUUGACUAGGAAUGUGCAAGUGACUGAGGGUAGUGUUGUGCCGACCAAUCAGGCUGAAGCCUCAAGAGCGAUGGUUGGCGGUACUACAAUUGCUGAGAACUAUGCUUUUGUCGGGGUCCAUCACAUAUUCGAUCAGCACUCAGAAGCGGUCACGAUGGUAAAAUUCGCGAAUAACGACCGGUCACGUUUGUGUUGCUCGUCACUCGAUACCACUUUGUCGAUUUGCUGCGUCGAUACUAAGCCCCCGUCUGUUAUAUCUGUACUGAGAGGUCACAACAAGGCUGUAACAGGAUUUGAUUGGUCGGCGAACAACGACUUGAUUGCAAGCUCGUCUUUGGAUGGUACUAUUAAAGUGUGGAAUGUCGUUAAAAAUGUUUGCUUGCGCACCAUUAGCGACCCGACAAAUGCCCCUUUGCUUUGCUGCCUAUAUAAUCCCAUAAACAACAAUCUGCUCAUUACUGGUAACGGUAGAGGUGAAGUUUGCAUAGCAAACGUUUCAACGGGACUAUUUAUGAAGAAUUCCUGUAAAAUUGGUGGAAAUAUACUGAGCCUGACUUCGGAUACCAACGGACAAAUUGUUUGGGUCGGGAAUGAUAAAGGCGAAAUAGCUUCCCUAUUGUGCGAUAUAAGUGGAAAUUUAUGUCGCACUCGUCGACUAACACUGAGCACUUCAAACACGAUCACCAGCAUCACCUAUCGAGCUUGGAUAAGUCGGGAGGCUCACGAUCCGAUGCUGCUGGUCAAUUGUACCGAUAGCACUGUGUGUUUAUUUAGGGUGAUCGAUCACGAAGGCGGUUUGCAGCUGAAGCGCAAAUUUCAAAAUAGGCACCAAAGGCAUUUUGUGAAGUCUAUAUUCUGUCCAAUUAUGUCUUUCAGGCAGGGUGCUUGUAUUGUUACAGGAAGCGAGGACAGCUGUGUCUAUUUUCUUGAUAUUGAGAAACCGGUCAGUCGGGCCUGUGUAAACACGUUGCAAGGGCAUGCAAGUCCAGUUUUGGGAGUCACUUUUAAUUAUGACGAAUCCUUGUUGGCUACAUGUGAUUUGGAAGGUCUUGUGAUUGUUUGGAAGAGAGCAGCUGGCUCAUAAAUUUUUAUAUUUUGAUUUAUUUAUAUCGCUUUUAUACUCUUUAAUAUAUAUAUUUACUUAACAAAUGCUACCAUUGAGUUUCUACUCUGCAGCAUUUAAUUUAUAACUAUCCAGCUUUCUGGCCACCGAUUGUUGAAAAUUAUCUAUCUAUUUAUCUAUCUAAAAUGUACAGGGUUGUCCAAAUUGGACAUUUUUGUAUUGACACACCCUUUAUUUUAAGAUAUAGAACAAAAAAUGGACCUAGAUGUUUGGAGCUCAAUUAAGUUAAAGAGACAAUCACUGGUGCACUUAGCGACCAAACGAUUAGAGAUAGAUGAAGUCUGUUUAUGCCAGUGAUUGACAACCUAGGUCCAUUGUUGUCUAUCUCUUAAAAUAAAGGAUGUCAUAAUAAAGUGUCCAAUUUGGACCACCCUAUACAGGCCAUUCAUUCGCAUUUGUGUUACAAAAAAAUCAUUUGAAAGUCAAUGAAAUUCUUUCUAUGAUGAUCCUAUACCAAAGAGUACCUGCACUUUUUGCUUAUACUUCUAAGCUAAUUUUUUUCCGAUUCUAGCAAACCACCCGGCUUAUACUUUCCUUUCCAGACAGACAGACAGAAUUCUUCUAGUUCAUAUGUAUAAUUAUGUUAAAUAAAAUGACGAAUGUAAAAUG